AUGUCUUUCCACCACAGUGCAUGUGAUAUCCGUCUGAGAAGCGAGCCCAGUUGCACUUUCUUGUCUGCAAUUUGCAACAACGAUGAGGGUAGUGGUCUUACUGACAAUAUCCCUCUCGAUGAAUAUCUAGGAAAUGAAAAUGGCCAGUUCAGUUGGGGUGGGAAAAAUUUCAGUCAUGAUGCACGGAGUAUCACCCUUUUAACCCAGGGACCAGAUAAGAGGCCCAUCCUUCAUUCUGAUCUCCGGGACUCGUCUGGUAAUUUUGUACCCAGCGAAAUUGACCUGGCUACGCAUAUCGCCAACAUCGACGGCCAGCUUGUAUACUUGUCCUAA
Molecule: messenger RNA, 333 nt
Organism: Penicillium crustosum
Lineage: Eukaryota; Fungi; Ascomycota; Eurotiomycetes; Eurotiales; Aspergillaceae
Product: CVNH domain-containing protein
Exons: 2
Coding region: 1-333 (110 amino acids)
Source: RefSeq, a predicted model, not a curated record